AUGAAUCUUCCUCCGCGGCGCGCCCCAUCACCUAAUGUCCUGAGGAGGUCAGCGAUCGCGAAGUCGGGGAAGGAGUGUGUAUACACUGAAUCGGAGAAGCGCGUAAGCGUGCCAGAGAGCUAUCUCCUACGACUCGAGAGACAAGCGCGGGCUGCAAAUUUCCAGUCAUGCGAUGCACUACCCAGUCCUGCCGGCACAGUGUCAACAGAGAUUGAAUGGACAUUUGCAGGAUCCGAUAACUGGAUUCUAUGCCAGUCGGGACAGUAUCACUACAUCGGCAACUCCUCUUCAACUUACGUUGCUAACAAGCUGAACCCAACUACCAAUCCAUUGGCUUGGCAUUCUUACUCGCACUACGAAGAUACGUCAUGGGUUCGUCGUGUUGUUCUGUCCGAAAUGCCCCAGCUUCCCCCUAUAGACUUUGCCAAACGCCUUUAUCAAGCGCAGUAUGCUUACAUCGGUACAAUUUUUGCUUUUAUGGACGACAAGAGAUUCUACGAGCGACUCGAGCAUGUGUACUCAUCUCCACCAAAGUUAGAAGAUCGUGAAGACUGUCUAAUAUUCUGCCAAGUUUUGCUUGUCCUUGCAUUUGGUCAGAUGUAUUCGGUCAACCAAUGGAUUGGGAACGACGGACCACCAGGUUUCUACUAUUUCAAACAUGCUCUACCCUUACUGCCGCAUGUCCAUGAAGAUGGGUCAGUCUUGUUUGUGGAGGUGCUGAGCUACGUUGCCUACUACAUGCAAACGAUGAACAGACGUCAUUCGGCUUAUUUCUAUAUUGGGCUUGCUCAACGCAUGGCUAUAUCACUCGGCUUGCACCAGGAAACGCUCGACACCGAAACCAGCGAAUACGAACGCGAACGCCGCCGUCGUUUGUGGUGGUCUACCUAUAGCCUUGAGCGCCUUCUCUGCGUCACGUCGGGUCAUCCAGUUUCUGUUAAUGACGAUGACAUCGACUUGCUCGAACCUCGCCCUCUUGACGGAGAAGACCCUUGUCGCUCGAUUGUUCUCCGGUCCUACACGCGACUUUCGCGUAUCCUGGGACAAAUCGGCCACGAUGUGUAUCGCAAAAAGAGACAGUCUGGCAUCACACUACUGGCCGCGGCGCAUAGUAUUAUGAAGAGUCUGUCCGAGUGGUUUCAGCAGCUUCCUGAAGAAACACGUAUUGAUCCAGAUAAAUUGGACAAAUGCGUCCGUCGCGAACUCGUUUCGACCUACCUAUAUUACUACCAAUGUAUUAACAUGACAGCGAGGCCCCUUCUUCUUUACGCCGUGCAACGCCAGAUGGCAUUAAAUAUUGGGAACGUACAGAACGAAACUGCCGUGCGGUGGGAAGACGGCCUCUCGUCAGACAUUGUCGACAUAAUUGAUGCUGCGAUUUCAGCAGCGCGCUCCAGUGUCGCUAUUCUGAAGGCGGCGUCCACGUUUAACCUCGUAGCUACAUAUGGGUUUAUCGAUGGCGAACAGGCUUUUUCUGCAGCCUUGUUACUUGUCAUGGUUAAUAUUGCCUUCCCAUACACGGAAGUAAAUGCGUCUGCUAUGGACAUGGCUCUGCUCAUCCUUCAGGACAUGGCUGAGAAAGGGAACAAAUAUAUGCGUGCCUGUCACGAUUUACUCACAAAGAUCCGAUCAGCUUUCAAGCCGCCCGUGGCACCGGCAUGCAAUGAAGAAACAGACCGCGAGGAGGUUCAGAGGCAGCCAGCCUGGAUGGGUAUCGUUGGCACACCAGGUGAGCAGCAGCAGCAAGACGACUUGUUUCCUGGCGGUAAUGCCGGCCACCUCGAGGUAUGGGCCGAUGUCAUCGAUUCAAUUGGUAUCGAUAUGGAUCGCCAAUGGAUAGGAACGACACUCAUGCGCGACAACAUAUUCAACGUGGGGUCGCAUAAUGUGCCUCCUUGA
This is a messenger RNA of Aspergillus tubingensis, 1899 nucleotides long. Its product is annotated as fungal specific transcription factor domain-containing protein. The transcript is spliced from 5 exons. The record is from RefSeq and is a predicted model, not a curated record. Gene Ontology annotation, biological process: DNA-templated transcription. Bases 1 to 1899 code for a protein of 632 amino acids. Gene Ontology annotation, molecular function: DNA binding; zinc ion binding. Lineage: Eukaryota; Fungi; Ascomycota; Eurotiomycetes; Eurotiales; Aspergillaceae.